CCGAUGAGAUAACUAUGUCCAAAAAACUGCACUGUUACCGCGCGUUGAAAAAUACUUUUUUAAUAGAGAGGCCGCUAUAAGCACAGACGUACGGGCUUAAAAACUUUGGGGAAGGGAAGGCGGAGAAUUUUGGAGAGUUUCCCGAGUCAAGAGAACAAAUACCCAACUUACCACCAAUUUAGGCAACAAUUGUUCGAAUUUGGUACAGUUCGAUUGAAAUAACCAUUUUUUUUGUUGUUUUUGCCAAACAGAAUUGAUCAAAGAGAGAUGAGUCCGAGGCAACCAAUUUCAAAUUAGUUGUUUUAACAGUGAGGAAUAAAGCAGCUAUAUGCUAUAUUUUAAUAUGUCAUUAUUUAUAUUAUGAUUCAAUUUUUAGCAUGGCAGAUCAAGCGCAUGUUUGCAUAAAAGUAUGUCUCGAAAAGGACAUACAUUAUAUUACACAAGACCUCAUGCAGAAACAAACCACAUUUCCGGUUUUUCACCUCCUGUAUUUUAUUAAUUAAUAGUAUAUUUUCAAAUGCGACGUCAUCCUGGCGGAGCCUAUAUAAGUUAAAGACAUACGUGUUUGGAAUAUUCUUUUCGCCGCGUAAAGGGAUUGUAUUUAAUACGACUAUGAACAGCACAGAAAACAACUUGAUAAGGGAUGCCCCGGUACAUGCAUUGGCACUGUUGGUCACAGUACAUCUCGCUGACAAAGAUGAACUGGUUUUUGUUGAAGGCGUCCUCAUGGAAGCAAUGAACCCUUUCUUCAUCGUAUCACUUGCUUCGUAUUUGGGGCUGGCAAUUGAGCGAUUCUGUUCUGUGGCUUUCCCAAUGUGGCACCGUGUGAAUGUUACCAUUCGGAUAUGUCGCUGUUGGGUAGCAGGAAUAUGGGCUGUCGGUGUUAUAUUUGAAAUCGGCCUCGUCAUUCUCAAGCGCGUUAUGGAGAACUCCCAAGUUGAAUUUCAUUUCGUUGUCAUAAUAUUCAUGUGGAUGAUGUUUUUCCUGACACAAUUAGUCUAUACAGGUUCUUGUUUAUCUAUUCGAAAACAAAACCGUGCGCUUCAAACACGCAGCGAUAUGAAUGAGACAGCCGUAAGAACAAUGAAACUCCGUCUCAAAAACGAGAAUAACUUUUUACUUACAAUUGCAUUAGUUUGCUUCAUCCUAGCGGCGACCAUUUUACCGUUCCUGACGUUGGCACUUAUUUUGGUCUACAAAUGGACGAAAACUGAUUCGGUAAAUGUUAGUAAAGACGGCGGAGGCUCCCUUUUACCUUCUCAUCAUGUUUGGAGUGCUGUAGCAAUCGGUACAAAUUCUGUUUUAAAUAUCUUCAUAUACUUUUGGAGACUACCGAAAUACCGAAAAACCUUUAAAAUGCUUUACUGGAUGUGACUGUUGGAAGAAUGAAUACAUGACUUUGGGGACCAUGGAAUGAACACAUUACUUUAAAACAGAAAAUCCUUGUUAGCUGUAUAAUUUCAAGAAUAAUUAAUUUCCUGUUUCAAAUUACAUGCAUUGUUUGUAGAAGCUAGACUUUGAAUCCCUAAAAAGUGAACGGAGUUUAAAUUUUUAGAAUUGUGCUUUAUAUAUUCGUUAUAUUAUCGCAUCUGUAUGUAUAUAUAAUAGCAAUCUUUCAUGCCUUAUGUGCGUACAUUAAUUGCAGUAAUAUUGCCGCGGCGAGCCUCGCUUUUUUGACGGCAAAUGUCAAUUUUACCCGUUUAUUAAACUUUUCUUAUGUUUUAAUUGCAAAAAUUUCUAAUAUACAAAUGAUGCUUUCUAAUAUCUUAUGUUUAUGAUUACUGCAGCAUGCAGUGAUAUAGUGAAGGUAUAGAAGUUGAGCAAUUAUGAAUGUCACACAACACGAUCUAAUGAGCACAUUUUCGGUGUAUGGUUUUGCAUCAACGGUCUUGAUAAAUCUUAUAGGCCUUGUUGGAAAUACCGCCCUGAUUAUUGCACACAUCGUGGAUCCCCUAAAACUUUUAAAGUGCAAAUCAUCGGCCUUUGUUUUCGGUAUCGUCAUCAGCGAUUUGCUGCUAGCCAGCAGUGCACUGUGCUCACUUGUGCUGUUCCAACAUUUUUACGACGACGGGAUUACCAUGGUCUAUGCUGUUGGUAUUCUAUCCGUAUUAGUUGACCUUUCCUUGUCCAUAUCGCUUGCUUUGCAUUUAUUCCUGGCGUUUGAACGAUUUUUUUCGGUAGUUUCUCCGCUGUGGCAUCGUGUCAAUAUUACAACUCGCGGCUGUCGUAAAUUUGUUGUUGGAAUAUGGGUAGUUUGCGUUCUUGUGAAAGUUAGUGUUAUUGUUUUUCUGAGCACACUACGUUUGAAAUUAAAUAUUAA
Molecule: messenger RNA, 2320 nt
Organism: Dendronephthya gigantea
Lineage: Eukaryota; Metazoa; Cnidaria; Anthozoa; Malacalcyonacea; Nephtheidae
Exons: 2
Coding region: 613-1374 (253 amino acids)
Biological process (GO): G protein-coupled receptor signaling pathway
Cellular component (GO): membrane
Molecular function (GO): G protein-coupled receptor activity
Source: RefSeq, a predicted model, not a curated record